AAUAGAACAAGAAAGAGAAAAAUCAAAAUCAAAUGGUUUCCAAGAACUACAACCACUUAACAUGCAGUGUUGUUGUAAAGAUUGGUAAAAGCAACACAAUGCACAGUGUUGACUAUUCAACAAUAACAAUCUUCUUCCUAUUUUAUGGGGUCGUCUUCUCCCACGUUAACCAUGAUGCACCAAAAAGCAUAUUAGAAUGUUUGAUAGGAUAAUAAUAAUAAUAAUACACCAUAACAAAAAUUCCCUUUGAAUUCUUCUUAUUCCUAUUUUCUCUGUGCUUUCUGCACCAAAAGGUAGAUAAAGUUUUAACAGUGGAAAUUCUUGUGUUUGAUAAAAAGAAUCAAGAGAUGUAUUCAAAGAGAGAGAACAUGGAAGAUGACAAAGAAGAACAUGGUUAUUUAGAAACCGACCCAACUGGUCGAUAUGGCAGGUUUGGAGAAGUUCUUGGAAAAGGGGCAAUGAAGACAGUGUACAAAGCAAUUGAUGAAGUUCUUGGGAUAGAGGUAGCAUGGAACCAGGUGAAGAUCAACGAGGCGCUUCGAACGCCGGAUGAUUUGCAGCGGCUAUACUCGGAGGUUCAUCUUCUAAGCACCCUCAAGCACCAAUCCAUCAUAAGAUUCUAUACUUCUUGGAUUGAUGUUGAGAACAAGGCCUUCAACUUUGUUACAGAAAUGUUCACUUCAGGAUCACUAAGAGAAUACCGGAAGAAAUAUAAGCGAGUCAGCAUACGAGCGAUAAAGAAUUGGGCUCGGCAAAUCUUAGAGGGUCUUGUUUAUCUACAUGGCCACGAUCCGCCAGUGAUCCAUAGGGACCUAAAAUGUGACAACAUAUUUGUCAAUGGCCAUCUUGGACAGGUGAAAAUCGGAGACCUGGGACUAGCUGCGAUUCUUCGCGGCUCGCAGUCGGCACACAGUGUUAUAGGCACGCCAGAGUUCAUGGCACCGGAAUUGUACGAGGAAGAAUACAAUGAACUUGUUGAUGUGUACUCAUUUGGAAUGUGUUUAUUGGAAAUGCUCACAUCUGAUUAUCCAUAUUGUGAAUGUACUAAUCCAGCACAGAUAUACAAGAAAGUAACAUCGGGAAAGUUACCAAUGGCAUUUUUCCGAAUUGAAGACAGCGAAGCACAGAGGUUCAUCGGAAGAUGCCUGCUACCGGCGGCGAAGAGACCAUCAGCAAAAGAUUUGUUGCUUGACCCUUUCUUUGUGUCUGAUGAUUCUUCAUCAUCGUUAACAAAGUUUGGAAUUCAGAACUAUUCACUUUUGAAUAGUGAGAUGGAAAAGCUGCAACUGAGCGAUGCUUUGCCUAGAACUGAAAUGAAAAUCACAGGGAAGCUGAAUCCUGAUGAUACCAUCUUUCUCAAAGUGCAACUUUCUGAUAAGGAUGGUUCCGUGAGGAAUGUAUAUUUUCCGUUUGAUAUUGUGAAUGAUACUCCGAUGGAUGUUGCGACGGAGAUGGUGAAAGAACUGGAGAUUGGUGAUUGGGAGCCUUUUGAAAUUGCGAAUAUGAUCGAUGGCGAAGUAUCUGCUCUGUUACCACGACGGAGGGCGAGUAAUCAUGAUGAAUACGACGACGACGGAGGAUCUCAUCAUUAUUUUCGCUCCUUCUCUUCUUGCUCCUCCUCCCAAGACUCAAUGGCAAGUCUUGUUCCAUUAUCUGAGGCCAUGCCUAAUGAAUAUUACUGGCUCCAUGAUGAUUUAUUUGACGACACUAGUUCACAAGGAACGUAUUCCAACCUGAACUAUCAUUCAGCAGAUGAACUUGACUAUGUCUAUAAUAAUUUACCUUCUUCUACCAAGAAGGACAAAAUCCCCAUCAUGAAGAGUACUCACAAGUGCACAAGAUUUUCCCCACAAGAUUUAUUUCCAACUUCAUCACAACUAGCACCCUAUAGUAGUAGCGUCAAGGGUAAGAGGGUGAUGGAGAAUGGUGGUAGCAGUAGUAGAUUGACAAGGAACAGGUCAUUGAUCGAUAUAAGGAGCCAAAUGUUGCACAGAUCAUUGGUUGAGGAAGUGCACAAGAGAAGGUUGUUUAAGACUGUUGGUGCUGUUGAGAAUAUUGGAUUUCAAGCACCUUGUGAAGUUGAGAACGACAAGAACCAUUCAAGGAGUGCCAAGGGAGAAAAUGUUGCCAUAUAAGGGAAUGUACUACAUCUUACAUGCACCAACAUAAUUCAAUGGUGUAAAAUUAUGUUAACAUUUAUACUGUUGGAUUAUUUUAGUGUGUGAUGAGUGCAUCUUCUUUUAUUCAAAAUUAAAAUGUAUGAAAUGCAUGCAUAAGCUUGUGUUUUCAUAGGGUAUCAAAUUUCUAAUGAAUGAAAGGAAUGUUGAUCUUCAAUUUAA
Arachis ipaensis is the source of this 2339-nucleotide messenger RNA. RefSeq names its product putative serine/threonine-protein kinase WNK4. NCBI's taxonomy places the organism in Eukaryota, Viridiplantae, Streptophyta, Magnoliopsida, Fabales, Fabaceae. Gene Ontology annotation, biological process: protein phosphorylation. The record is from RefSeq and is a predicted model, not a curated record. Gene Ontology annotation, molecular function: protein kinase activity; ATP binding.